Messenger RNA from Mytilus californianus (California mussel), 1135 nucleotides. RefSeq names its product putative 2'-deoxynucleoside 5'-phosphate N-hydrolase 1. Lineage: Eukaryota; Metazoa; Mollusca; Bivalvia; Mytilida; Mytilidae. The transcript is spliced from 6 exons. Gene Ontology annotation, molecular function: 5-hydroxymethyl-dUMP N-hydrolase activity. The coding region runs from base 316 to 738 and encodes 140 amino acids. The record is from RefSeq and is a predicted model, not a curated record. Gene Ontology annotation, cellular component: nucleus. Gene Ontology annotation, biological process: deoxyribonucleoside monophosphate catabolic process.
CAGUAUUCUUACUUAAUACGGAAGGAAAUUAUUAAGGUCAUUUACCUCUUUUUCAUUAUAAUUAAGGAUAGAAGGGAAAUUUUUCGAGAGAAAAAAAACAUGAACAAUGUUUGUGCAUAUGGAAUGGAUUUGUAAAGGUGAAUACAAAUAAAAAGUUGAUUGAUGAUUGGAUGUGAUUAAGUUAAGUUGUAACGAAGAUGAUAUUAAAAUCAAUGAUGAUUCCAGACUGAUUAUCCUGAAGACAUCACAUUAAGUACGACAACAUCGCCAUCAGCUGACACAAAUUAUAAAUUACAACACAGUCCCUGUGUGAAAAUGAAGAUAUACUUCUGUGGAAGUGUUCAAGGUGGUAGACAAGACGCAGAGCUGUACGCUACUAUAAUUGAUGAACUGAAAUCUAAGUAUGGUGAAGUACUGACAGAAUUCGUUGGAUCGCCAACAGUUGAACAAGAUGAAAUCAAAAUGGGAAGUAAAGAAGUGCAUCAGUUAUGUUUGACCAAAUUAAAAAGUUCCGAUGUUUUAAUUGCAGAAGUAACACAGCCAUCGCUUGGUGUUGGUUAUGAGAUCGGAAGAGCAGUUGGAAUGGAUAAGAAAAUCCUGUGCCUUUUCCGACCUAACUCAGGAAGAAAGCUGUCCAGUAUGAUAGCAGGUCUGCAUGAUAGUCAUAACGUAACGGUAAAAUACUAUGACGGGCAAGACUUUAAAGACAUUCUAAAAGUCUUCUUUACAAAUUCAUGAUAUACCAAUAAAUGCCAGCCACAAAGACGGGAUGGAAGUUUGUUACUUUCGUUCAUUUUGAAACUGUUUUGAAAGUGACUACGGCAAAUACAAUGAGCUUAUGUUUUGUUUCAAUCUAAGGCAUAAUAGCUGUUUACAUGAAAUUGGAAAAAGUCUUUUGUUUUAUUGCACAUACAUAUCUGGUGCAAGCCACUUUACUUGAACAAAAAUGGACCAUAUGUAUUUUGGUGUAGGAGUUCACAUUCUGUAAUAAACCACAUACAUAAUAUCAAUAUAUACAUAUACAGUAUGUUUACUCGUUUAACUUAUUUAACUUUUUAACUUUAAAUUCUUUUUAAUUUUCAACAUUGUAUUCACCAUAUAGCCACUCUCAAAAAAUAAAGUAUUAGGACGGUCA